This is a messenger RNA of Fukomys damarensis (Damara mole-rat), 1144 nucleotides long. RefSeq names its product phospholipase A and acyltransferase 1 (gene Plaat1). The record is from RefSeq and is a predicted model, not a curated record. Gene Ontology annotation, molecular function: A2-type glycerophospholipase activity; glycerophospholipid phospholipase A1 activity. Gene Ontology annotation, biological process: N-acylphosphatidylethanolamine metabolic process. The transcript has 4 exons. Lineage: Eukaryota; Metazoa; Chordata; Mammalia; Rodentia; Bathyergidae. The coding region runs from base 513 to 1019 and encodes 168 amino acids. Gene Ontology annotation, cellular component: cytoplasm.
CCCUCUCCCUCUCUCUCUCUCUCUCCCUCCCUCCCCUCAGAAAGAGGAUACUAUCCUCUUCUUGCCAAGUUUAUUUUUAACUCGAAAGGUUGUAUUCCUGGUCAAGCCCAGCUUUGUCACAUGUGCGAGUCAAGCUGAACAAGGGACCGGGACCCGUCCCACUGCCUGAGGACCCAGCAUGUUUUUUGGAGGGGGAAGGCAGGGCUGUGGGGAGUCUUGUCUUUAAGGAGAGCCCCAUCCUAUCCUGAGCCAGGUGAACUUCCCACUGGAGAACUCUCUCACUCCUCACUACCGCCCCUUCUCCUCUCUCCCCUCUCGUGAUUUUUUUUUUUUUUUUUUUUUUUUUUUUGUCCUGUCGUCCUUGGCUGAGUGAAAGACCCAGCUCUCUUCUUGGGGUGCCAAGAGCCAAAUCAUGACGUAAUACGUAUUCCCGAUACGUGUGCCCCAGCUUUUUUGGUUUCAACCACCGCGGCGCCCAGCACAACGCCUGGUACCUGAGAAGUUUGGGGCAGAUGGCAUUCGAUGACUGCUUCAGCUUGACUUGCCCUGGAAACCCUCACCCCGGGGACUUGAUUGAAGUACUCCGUCCUGGCUAUCAGCACUGGGCCCUGUACUUGGGUGAUGGUUAUGUCGUCAACAUAGCCCCUACAGAUGGCAUCCCUUCAACACUGACAAGUGCCAAGUCUGUGUUCAGCACAAAGGCCUUGGUCAAGAUGCAGCUGCUGAAGGAUGUUGUGGGAAAUGACACUUACAGAAUAAACAAUAAAUACGACAAUAUGCACCCCCCUCUUCCUGUGGAGGAAGUCAUUCAGAGGUCAGAGUUUAUCAUCGGAGAGGAGGUGGCAUAUGACGUCCUGGAUAACAACUGUGAGCAUUUUGUGACUUUGCUUCGCUAUGGAGAAGGAGUCUCGGAACAGGCCAACCGAGUAGUAAGUACUAUUGGACUGGUGACAGCUGUUGUUAGUGCCUUCUCCUUUCUGGGCUUGUUUCCAAAAAGACAAAGAACAAACUACUGUUAACAAUUUAUCGAAGAGAUAUUGGAACUGAAGAAAUUUGUGAAGAGAAAAAAAAAACCCUGAAGUGAAUACUUAUUUUCAAUGCAUCAUUAUUGUUCCACUUUCUGAUGAUGGAUGGCAUGAUCUUU